This is a messenger RNA of Phragmites australis (common reed), 1039 nucleotides long. RefSeq lists its product as uncharacterized. Bases 80 to 1039 code for a protein of 319 amino acids. The transcript has a single exon. The record is from RefSeq and is a predicted model, not a curated record. Lineage: Eukaryota; Viridiplantae; Streptophyta; Magnoliopsida; Poales; Poaceae.
CACUCUCUCACUCAGGCUCUUCUUCUGUCUAUAAAAACCCAAAGACAAAGAGGAGCCUCCAUCUCCAUGCACCACCACCAUGAACUCCUUCUACUCCUCCAUGGCGCACGGCCUCGACGCCCUCCACCGCAGCCUCGCCUCCUCCCCGCACGCCUUCCUCUCCGCGCCCUUCCUCCAGCAGGCCGCUGCGCUGCUCCGCUCCCUGCACUCGCAGCUCGUCCACCUCGUCCAGCGCCUGCACCUGCCCCCCGGCGAGAGCUGGCUCGACGAGUACAUGGACGAGACCUCCCGACUCUGGGACGCCUGCCAGCUCGUCCGCGCCGGCGCCUCCGCGCUCGACGCCUACUGCGCCUCCACCGCCCGCAUUGCCGCCACGCUCCACGACUGGCUCUGCAGCCCCAACCCCCACGCCGCCCGCCAGGUCCAGAGGGCCAUCAACGCGCCGCGACGCCACGCCGUCGGCCUCCAGCAGGAGAACCGCGCGCUCGCCGACAACCGUCUCGACCCCGCCUCGCUGCUGCUCGACGACCGCUCCCCGCUUGAGUUCAAGCUCAACGCCUUCAACGGCUUCCGCGGCGUGCUCUACGCGCUCCGCAACGCCAGCUCCUUCCUCCUCAUGCUCCUCAUCUCCGGCACCGUCUCAUGCCUCCCGGACCUCGCUCGGACCAGUGGUGCCGGCGUCGCAGCGCACCAGUUCCGCACCUCGGGCGCCGGCUACGUCUCGUCCAUGGGGCGCCUGCGCCAGCGCGUCGCCGAGGAGAUGGACGCCGUCGACCACUCUGGGAUCAUGAUGUACGAGUUCCGGCAGGUCAGCGCCGCCAUUGAUAGCCUCAAGGCAGAGUUCGACAGAGUCGUUGCCAUGGGGUACGGAGGCUCCGUCGAGAUCCGCGGGAGCCUAGGUGACAGAGUGGAGAUCGUCAAUGGCUGGGUCGGGAUGCUGAGAUCAGGUGCUGAGAGUGUCAUCGGUGAACUCGAUGACUUCUUUGAUGAGAUCGUGGAGGGCAGGAAGAUGCUCUCAGACCUCUGCAGCCAUCGCUGA